AUGAAUAGGAUAGGGGUUGUAGAUAGGCUAAGCGAAUUGCCAGAUUGCUUGCUGUGUGAGGUUCUUCUGUAUUUUCCCCCAAAAGAAGUGGUCAAGACUAGCGCCUUCUCCAGAAGAUGGAGAAACCUCUGGAAAUGUGUACCUCGUUUGGAUUUGGAGUAUGGUGAUUUCCCGGAUCAUGAGGCUGUUCUGAGUUUUCUCGAUAGCUUUCUGGGUUUUGAGAGCGACUCAGUGCUGCAAGAAUUCAAGCUAAAGUCUGAAUCUUUCGAGCUAAAGGAAGAUGAGGUAUGGGGUGAGUUUGAUGAUGCUCAUAUCCCUCGCUGGAUCAACAUUGUAGUAGGUAACCGGAAAGUCGAACAUCUCAAAGUUCUGGAGAGAAGAUAUCCUUAUGACAAGGGACUGAAGAUACCUGCAACAAUCUACACUUGUGAGAGCUUGGUAACAUUGGAGCUCCGUGACGUAAUCUUGCAUGAACCAAGCUCCGUUUCUUUACCUCAUCUCAUAACCAUCAAAUUAGAAGGGCUUGCCUAUGCCAACGAUCAGAAUUUCGAAAUGCUCAUCUCAGGCUGCCCAGUUCUUGAAAGCUUAUAUGUUAAGAGGUCUCCCUAUGAGGACGUAUUUGUCUUCCGUGUGUGCUCUCAGUCUCUACUGAGCUUCACUCUUGUUGGCCACAACGACUACGAAAUGGCGGGAGAUAUUGAUGCUGUGAUUGAUGCUCCUAAGCUUGAGUAUCUCGAGCUUUUUCAAGACCAAACAAGUCUUUCCAUAAUCAAUAAUCUGGGCGCGCUUGUUAAGGUGGAUAUGGAUACUAGGUUUAACUUGCCUUACGAAUACAGAGACAUGCUCCAUCCGAAUGAUGUGCCAAGGAGAAAGAUAAUUCGUGAUUUUCUCAUGGGAAUCUCUAGUGUCAGAGAUAUGGUCAUCUCUUCGGAUACUCUCGAGAUCAUCUAUGAUUUCUCGAGAUGUGAACAAAUACCAAUACCCUUGUUUCGCAACCUAUCUUCCUUGCAUGCUAACUUCUUCCACAACAACUGGGAAGUGUUGCCAGUCUUCCUCCAGAGCUGCCCGAAUCUAAAAACUCUCUCCUUGUCAUUUAGUGAAGAAGAUCCUUGGGAGCAGGCAAAUGAUAUUUUACUUGGACCUUGUCGUCUCCUACCAACUCUCGAGUAUGUUCAGAUAGACAAGGAAAUGAAAGGCGACGUGGUGGCAUUCGUGAAACUGGUGAGCUACUUUCUGGAGAAGUCGACAAUCCUCAAGAAAUUCACUUUCUCCUUGAGAGAUUUCAGUGAGGAGGAAGAACAUGCCAUCCUCAAAAGGCUCCUUGCUCUGCCAAGACUCUCUAGCUCAUGCAAAGUUGUCGUUCUCUGA
Molecule: messenger RNA, 1368 nt
Organism: Microthlaspi erraticum
Lineage: Eukaryota; Viridiplantae; Streptophyta; Magnoliopsida; Brassicales; Brassicaceae
Source: the annotation of a GenBank genome assembly